Molecule: messenger RNA, 1749 nt
Organism: Conger conger (European conger)
Lineage: Eukaryota; Metazoa; Chordata; Actinopteri; Anguilliformes; Congridae
Gene: ntmt1
Product: N-terminal Xaa-Pro-Lys N-methyltransferase 1
Exons: 4
Coding region: 167-835 (222 amino acids)
Biological process (GO): N-terminal protein amino acid methylation
Cellular component (GO): cytoplasm
Molecular function (GO): N-terminal protein N-methyltransferase activity
Source: RefSeq, a predicted model, not a curated record
AACUAAAUAAGGAAAUGACGUCGUUGGAGAAACAUUCGGCAGCAUUUCCAAGCUACAUACGUUAAGCGGUUAGAAGAGGGACCGUGCUUCGCAGCUACGUGGUGUCAUGAUUGGGGAGCUGUAGUGAUUUGUGAAGGACGCUAACUAACCAACUCUGUGAGACGGGAUGGUGGACACGGUAGAGGACGAGACGGCCUUCUACUCGAAAGCCGAGCGCUACUGGCAGGAGGUCCCGCCCACGGUGGACGGAAUGCUGGGGGGGUACGGCAACAUCUCCAACAUCGACAUCAGCGGCUCCAAAAAGUUCCUGCAGAAGUUCCUGGGGGAGGGCAAGGGGAAGACGGGCACGGGGUGCGCUCUGGACUGCGGGGCGGGGAUCGGACGCAUCACCAAGCGCCUGCUGCUGCCGCUCUUCCGGACGGUGGACCUGGUGGACGUCACGCAGGAGUUCCUGGACAAGGCCAAGCCCUACCUGGGCGAGGAGGCCAAGCGGGUGGGGAACUUCUUCUGCUGCGGCCUGCAGGACUUCCAGCCCGAGCCCGGCCGCUACGACGUCAUCUGGAUCCAGUGGGUCAUCGGUCACCUGACGGAUGACCACCUGGUGGAGUUCCUGCGGCGUUGCCGUGGCGGCCUGCGGCAGGAGGGGCUCAUCGUGGUGAAGGACAACGUGGCGUACGAGGGCGUGGUCCUGGACGAGGUGGACAGCAGCGUGUGCCGGGACCUGCCGCUGGUCCGGGCGCUGGCCCGUCAGGCAGGCCUGCAGAUCGUGUUCGAGGAGCGGCAGGAGAACUUUCCGGAAGAAAUCUACCAGGUCCACACCCUGGCCCUCAGAUAAAGAGAGAGAGGGGGCAGGAGGGGGGGACAGAGAGGCAGAUGGGGGGGAGGUCUGAAAGGAAAUGCUGUAGUAGUUCAGAAACUCAACGUUUUCACAGCAGUCUGAGAGCCCUACCACCUCUGUGUGAGUGAGAGUGUGCUUGAGAGUGAGAGUGUGAGAGUGAGAGUGUGCUUGAGAGUGAUAGUGAGAGUGUGCUUGAGAGUGAGAGUGAGAGUGAGAGUGUGAGUUUGAGUGGUUCUGUACCUGUUUGAGGGCCUGCAAACAAAUGCAUUCUCUCCAUGCACAUCUGUACGCGUGUGCUUGUCGAGUAAUGUGUCCACUGAUGUUGGUCAGCAGUUGUGCCCAUCAGUCUGCUCCUAGUCUUGUCUUGUGUGUAUUCAGGACAGGUAUGUGUGAGUGUGAGAGGAAGGGGUUGGCUCUGUGGUUAAUUCACACACGUAUCCUGGGACUGCCACACAGGACCUACCUCUGGGGAGCUGCCGGAAUGUUCUCUGACCGACGGGAGCGAGAAUGCGGAAAUUCCCGUUCCGCCUCGGGUACGCACACGCGGAUUCCGAAACACGAGAGCGCUCCAACGCGAGAGAGGAAACGCAUUGUACUGUACUCCGUGCGUGUGGAUAAUGCAGAGCAGCAGGAAAAUGAACACGUCAAAAGAGCCUUUUAACUCCCGUUUACAUCAGAGUACAGAGGUCUGCUAUUUAGAUACUGGUUCUAGUGGAUUCAGAAUUAUAACAACUUUUUAUCAUUUUUGUGUGUGUGUGUGUGUGAAUGGGGUUCAGGGGAGUUGAAUAAGUUAUCAGAGGAUGUGUCAAAUUCAGAAAACGUUCACAGUGACGUGUGCUUAUUGAUUUGCUGUCUGACAUUGAAUGUACAAUGUAGUGAAUCUGUACAUAAAGCCACACAGAAGACGUCCA